AUGCCCAUCGCGUUUCACCGCUCCAACUUGAACGAAGACCGGAAGCGCCACGUGUACAUCGUUGCGCGCCUUCUGCACUCGAGUGCGUCCAAGACGGCGCUGCCCGUGCAAAUGGUCGCGAAGAAGCUUCUCGGGCUCGCGAUCAAGAUGGAAGCGCAACUGUUUGUCAUGACGCAUGGCCGCGCUUUGAGCGAAGAGGCGAUUCGUCGCCACUUGCUCUACCUCGCGGGCCGCGCGUUCCGAACGCGGUUUCAGUCGCGCAACCAUAUGCCGAUCGUCAUGCACCGCAGCGCGUCGCUCAACGACGACCGCAAGCGCCACAUCUACAUCAUUGCCCGGCUGUUGCACUCGAGCGCGACCAAGUCGCAGCAAUUCCAUUCGGCCAAUGUCGUCUCCAAGAAGGUGCUGCGCUUGGCCGCCAAGAUGGAGCAGCAGCUGUAUGAAACCACGUACGGCCGCAGCCUGAGCGAAGACGCGAUCAAGUACCACCUCAAGUACCUCGCGGGCCGCGCUUGCAGUGCGCGCCUCCCGCCACCGCCGAGCCGUGUCUUUCAGUUUUAG
This is a messenger RNA of Saprolegnia diclina VS20, 561 nucleotides long. RefSeq lists its product as hypothetical. NCBI's taxonomy places the organism in Eukaryota, Oomycota, Saprolegniomycetes, Saprolegniales, Saprolegniaceae. The transcript has 2 exons. The record is from RefSeq and is a predicted model, not a curated record. The coding region runs from base 1 to 561 and encodes 186 amino acids.